Aspergillus glaucus CBS 516.65 is the source of this 1044-nucleotide messenger RNA. RefSeq lists its product as uncharacterized. The transcript has 4 exons. The record is from RefSeq and is a predicted model, not a curated record. Bases 1 to 1044 code for a protein of 347 amino acids. Lineage: Eukaryota; Fungi; Ascomycota; Eurotiomycetes; Eurotiales; Aspergillaceae.
AUGGACAUCUUGGAAGAUCUACAGAAGAAGACUGCUGCGGCCCUCAAGAGCACUGAAGAAUUGGAGGCGAGUUCUGAAGAAGCCCAGAUUGAGCGCCAGCUUGCCAUAUAUGACUGCGGAAGAAAUGUUCAGAGCGUCGAGCUGCUUAUGGAAUUUGGCAAGCGUGGUGAUGGGGACGAAGACGGUGUUCUGGAGUUUAUAAAUCAGAUGAAGUUCAGGGCGGAUAUCAUCGCAGAUGCAGAACUCUUCACCAGUGGCAUGAAGGACGAAAAAGAUACCUUCCUUGGAUUGUAUUACCAGGAUCCCAGAAAGUUCUCGAGUAUAAGAAGCACGGCUUUCACUUCGUUAACAGGCUCCUCGAAUACCAUGCAAAUAUCCUCCUCAACGAACGCGAAAUACCCCCGAAGUCAAGGAAUAGCACGUUCGCUUCAUACGGAUGCUGUUUCUAUCGAACUCCUCCUUCAAGUUAGGCCUACCUCCGACGUCUUACUACUCUCCUCCAACAGCAGUCCACCGCCCUCUCGAUUCCAGCUUGGUAUAGCCAAAGGCUUCGACAAGAUAAACCUGUCAGAGCGCUACACCAGGUGGAGAGAGGACUCCGACGACUUGGUCAGGCGCAUGUCUGAAGCAGAGAAGAUUGAUCACCUUCGUAUCGAUUGCAAGAUUCUCGCCUACGACUUCGCCAAACUAUUCCAGAGCAUCUCCACCCUCAAAGAAGUUCAGAAACAUAAUGACGCCUCAAAGCAGAAGGAGGUCGCUGAUGAGCUCAUGGGAAGAGCAGUCUACAAGGCGGAUAUCAUCACCGACGCUCAGAUUUUUGCCAGUGACAGACGAGGAUCUUACUACGCCACCAGACUCUUGGAAUUCCAUGCAAACCUGCUUCUGAACAAGAAAGAGGUUACGCCGGAAGUGGAGCAUGAGCAUCAUAUAUUCUUACGAAUGCUCCUUUAUUCGUACUUGUGCCUCGCAGAGAAUGUUCCGUUCAUUGAGAAAGAGUACGCUUAUCCCUACUACAAGGUUGUCCGCGAUACAACGGGUUGGUGA